Messenger RNA from Bursaphelenchus xylophilus (pine wood nematode), 1442 nucleotides. The record is from the annotation of a GenBank genome assembly. Lineage: Eukaryota; Metazoa; Nematoda; Chromadorea; Rhabditida; Aphelenchoididae.
AUGAUCUUCUUCGGGGCGCUGGAGGAUUGUUCAGAUCCCUUGAUCGAGCUUCCCAUCGUUUGUUCUCUUCCGUCAACGGCCCAGAGCCUGAUAGAUCCCUUCCGCCUUCAGCUAUCUUCUUCCCAAUUUCUUACUCCACUCCAGAAUCCGAUCGCCCUUUCUUCGCCUGGUAAAUCAUCCUCAACUACCGUAGCUAAAAAAGUUAGGAAUACCGUAUAUGUGUAUGUUUUCAGCGCCAUGUUGUUGUUGUUCCAGUAAUAUUUAUGACAAAACCUUUCUGUUGAUUGGUGGGGACAGUUAUCAUGAGGAUUGCGCCAAAUGUGCAGCUUGCCAAGAGUCUUUGAUGAACGAGGCAACUUGUUUCUUCAAGGACAAUCAUCUAUGGUGUCGAAGAGAUUACUUAGCGUAAGUCAUCGUUUAAUUACAGCACUUCGAGAAUAAGUCGUAAUGAAAAUAGUAAAGACAUGAUUUUGCAGAAAGUAUGGACUUCGUUGCAACCGUUGUUUGAGCUUCAUAAACAACGGAGAAUACUUUAUAAACGUUCGAAAUACGGCAUAUCACGCUGAAUGUUUUGUUUGUUUUGUGUGUAAUCGACCAUUCCGAGUUGGAGACAGAUAUGUUCUGGUCGGAAAUGGAAUUGCAUAUUGUGAAUGUGAGUUAACCAUCUUGCUCGAUUCACAAUCGGUUUUAUUUAGCCCAUUCAAGUGCAUUCGGUCCCCCUGAACCAAUUUAUCUUGAUAAAUUAAUACCCCAAAGUGAUCCCGCGGAGACGGAAGCCGGGAAAACUAGCCCAAUCAGGUCUUAUCAACGGCUAAAAGCCAAUCGGAGAUCUCAAAACGAAUCCACGUUGACUUAUAUGGAAGGGACAGGUGACGACCAUUCAGGUGAGACCCCAGGGACUUUACAGUAGGCCCCUACUAAUUGGGUGGCUUUGUUUUGGGCGCAAAAAGGAAGUGGCACUGGGGAAAAUAAUUAGCACAAUCAAAGAAUGCUUUCUUUUAGAGGAAAAAGAUACCGCUCUCUCCGGAACUCGCAAAACCAAACGGAUGCGGACUAGUUUUAAACAUCAUCAACUCAAGACCAUGAAGACAUAUUUCAAUCUCAAUCAGAAUCCAGAUGCCAAAGAUCUGAAACAGUUGGCUCAGAAAACGGGGCUUACCAAAAGAGUUCUACAGGUUUGUCUACACUUUCUACAAAACUGUUCUUUUUUUCAGGUCUGGUUUCAAAAUGCACGAGCAAAGCAUCGACGAAGUCAGCAAGGGAAGGAUAGGAUGUCAAAUGAUUUCGCUACCACCUUUCAGGACAACUUCUCAAACUCGAUCAGAGAUUCGGCCAGUCCAGGAAGUAGUACGCCAAUGGAUAAUCGAUCUCUUGGAUCAGUUAGCCCUGAAGCACAAAGCGACGACUCGUGUACAAGGAUGAUUAAGUCCGAGUAUCUGUAA